Molecule: messenger RNA, 3148 nt
Organism: Rhinolophus ferrumequinum (greater horseshoe bat)
Lineage: Eukaryota; Metazoa; Chordata; Mammalia; Chiroptera; Rhinolophidae
Gene: RAB37
Product: RAB37, member RAS oncogene family
Exons: 10
Coding region: 841-1602 (253 amino acids)
Cellular component (GO): endosome; Golgi apparatus
Molecular function (GO): GTPase activity; GTP binding
Source: RefSeq, a predicted model, not a curated record
GGGAGGUUAAGAAACUUGCCCAAGGUUACACAACUGAUAGUUUUCAAAGCCAAGAUUUGAUCUGUGGAGCUUGUGCUCUUAACCAACAUCAUUCUGUCUCUCCCAAGCCAGUUGUUCCUAACUUUUUGGGGUCGUAUACAUCCUAGAGAGUGUAGUUUAAGCUCAAGGCCCUCUCCCAAGGAAAAUGCAGUUAAGCAGAAUUUUGCAAAAUAUUUCAGAGACUUCAGGGACCCCUAAAGCCCAUCAUCUAUCAAUCUCAGGCUUGAAACUGCUAUUUGUCUCAUACAUACUGAAGAGAACUGUCCAGGGAGAAAAGAGAAACGGUGCCAGCGCCGCAGGACUUCGCCUCUACAAACGCGGGAGGAGAGCUGUUCUACGUUGCACGUUGUGUGACGGAGAAGUCUGUUCACUGAAAAUCAGGAACCGAGAGCUCCCGGGACCGCAAUGCCCUGAGAACGCAGCCAGGUCGCGGAGCCUCCGGAGGCCGGUAACUGAAUGGGAUUCAGUAACGAAUGAACCACUGUCAGGCUCGACUGAAAUCUUGCGUCCCUCCCAGCAUCCUUGAGUCACGAGACGGGAUUCAGAGCGGUCAGGAUCUCCGAACUCUGGUAUCGCUGUUCCCGGUGCUGAAACGCCGCGGUCGCAAAGGGGAGCCGCGGCCGGAGCUUCAGGUGCCGCGCCGCAGCCGCUGCGGGAGCUGUCCAGUGCUGAACUCGGAUGCGGCCCGGCCGGCGGGGCUUAGACCCGAGCCUGCCGCACCCAGCAGAGCCAGGACCGCGCUUCUCGGAGCGCUGACGCAGAACGCUGGGCGAACGGGAAGCAGCGAGCUCCAAGCCCGGCAUGGACCUGCAGAGAUUCGACUCCUACCAGGGAGGAGCUGGCCCUGAGUUCAAUGACCACGUCCUGUAUAAGACCAUCCUGGUGGGCGACAGUGGCGUGGGGAAGACAUCUCUGCUGGUUCAGUUCGACCAGGGCAAGUUCAUCCCCGGCUCCUUCUCGGCCACCGUGGGCAUCGGAUUCACAGUGAUGCUUCUGGGAGACUCAGGCGUCGGGAAAACCUGUUUCCUGAUCCAAUUCAAAGACGGGGCCUUCCUGUCCGGGACCUUCAUAGCCACCGUCGGCAUAGACUUCAGGAACAAGGUGGUGACUGUGGAUGGUGUGAGAGUGAAGCUGCAGAUCUGGGACACCGCAGGGCAGGAGCGGUUCCGCAGUGUCACCCAUGCUUAUUACCGAGAUGCCCAGGCCUUGCUCCUGCUAUAUGACAUCACCAACAAGUCUUCCUUUGACAACAUCCGGGCCUGGCUCACUGAGAUUCAUGAGUACGCCCAGAGGGAUGUGGUGAUCAUGUUGCUAGGCAACAAGGCAGAUGUGAGCAGUGAAAGGGUGAUACGUUCAGAGGACGGAGAGACGCUGGCCAGGGAGUACGGAGUUCCCUUCAUGGAGACCAGCGCCAAGACGGGCAUGAAUGUGGAGUUAGCCUUUCUGGCCAUUGCCAAGGAGCUGAAAUACAGAGCCAGGCAACAGGCUGAUGAACCCAGCUUCCAGAUCCGAGACUAUGUGGAGUCCCAGAAGAAGCGCCCCAGCUGCUGCUCCUUCUUGUGAAUCCCAAGGGGCUGAGAGAAGGUUCCAGAAGCCCACGAGGAUACAGCCUGCUCCCCCAAAUCGGAUUGGUUCUGAGCAGCUGAGCCAAUGGGGAGAGAGUUGGGGGGAUCCAGGGCACAACCCCUUCCCAAGAGGGGGCUAUACUCCCACCCCUACCCUAGUUCCUGUAGCUUCUCUGCAUCCCCAGGGAGGGUAAAAUAUUUAUAUUUCAUUUCAAUGAUAAAUAAUGUAAUACAAAAAAAAAGGCACCAGAAAACCGAGAUAGGGACCUGGUAGCCCUUUUGCCUUCUAGUAUAUACUAGGAGUCUGUGGGUGCUGGGCCUCCCUUCUAGCUGUGAUGAGAGUGGCAUUGCUCCAGUUGACUACCAGGGGCCCUGAUGCACUUUGGGGGCGUGAGGGCAGGCAGUGUGCCCCGGCUCCCACCCUCACUUCAGCUGGAGGGAGGCUGAGCAGACCCCGGCCUUCAUUUCCUCUAGCUCUCCAGGGACAAUCUUCCCCAUAGGAUGGGCCCUUGUGCCAGGAGCUAGACCAAAGCUUAUCUCUUAUCAGGGAAGAUAAGAAAUGUGGAGAUUGGGCUGGGGCCCAGCUCCCAGGGAGGGGGAGAGUGGAGUAGCGGAGAUUGGGUCUGGCUGGCUACCUCUGGCAUUCCAACCCCCCCCCCCAGAGGUGUACCCCUUUUCCUUCAGCCCACAAUCACAUUGGGGUACCUGGAAACAUUCGGUUCCCAUUCUCUGGCCCUCAGAUCCAGGGGAGCCCCUCCUUCCUUAAUCCCUUCUCUCACCUGCCUUCCUGUCUCUGCCCCUAGAUACCUAAGGUCACAGCAAGGGAAAGGUUAUUCCUGUCCCAACCCUUUGGCAGGUAUGCAGCCCACAGGCUACUUUUUCAAAAAGCUGAGGUGCCAGAUAAAGAAAAACCUCUGACUCCUGGAGCAGGUGGGAAGCAAACCUCACCCCACGUGUAUCAAGUGCUGCCUCUCCCCUGACCACCAACACCCUUUUCUUCUGCGACAGACACCAGAGCCCAAACUGCUUUAUCUCCCCUCCUAUUGGGCCAAGUUAGGGAAUGAGAAGUCAUCCAUUUUCUGGAUAAAUCAACGUGAUGUGCGUGAUACGUGCAAAACAAGGUCAUGUGGGUAAGACUGGGGUGAGGAGAGGGGCAGCAAUGAGUUUUUGUGGGGCCAAGGUCACAUGGCUCCCAGAACCCUGACCCCAGACACCAGAAGGGGACAAGAGACGUGCAUGUUAUGACCAGAGGCACUUUCACUCCAGCUCUUCCAGGCUACGGGUGGGGGAAGGAGCAAGAAAGAGGUAUGCACUGCACAUUUCUGAGGCUACUGCAUUUGCUUUCAAGGCAGAAAUCUUGCUGUCUGAGCAGAGUCAGCAGCUCCUACUUGGGCCAGAUAAGGAAGCUCUCCUAGGCCUCUCCCAGGCAGAGCAAGGAGGAGCCUGACCUUGCCCAAGGCAGGUCGCAAGGGGUCCAAUCACAUAGGCUGCUCUGGGCCUCUAGCAUUUGUGUUCUUCAGAAUUAAACUGCAGUUUGGAAAGUA